Molecule: messenger RNA, 4364 nt
Organism: Salvelinus namaycush (lake trout)
Lineage: Eukaryota; Metazoa; Chordata; Actinopteri; Salmoniformes; Salmonidae
Product: TOM1-like protein 2
Exons: 14
Coding region: 86-1687 (533 amino acids)
Biological process (GO): signal transduction
Cellular component (GO): membrane; endosome
Molecular function (GO): clathrin binding; phosphatidylinositol binding; ubiquitin binding
Source: RefSeq, a predicted model, not a curated record
GCAGAUGAUUGCUCGAAGGGCGGGGCUUACUUGUGCCUUUCCCAUGAACUGGUGACUUCGUACAAAUUGUUUGUUGUCGAUCAAGAUGGAGUUCCUUUUGGGAAAUCCAUACAGCACUCCGGUGGGACAUUGCAUUGAGAGAGCCACGGAUGGCUCCCUUCAGAGUGAGGACUGGACCCUCAAUAUGGAAAUAUGUGACAUCAUAAAUGAAACUGAGGAUGGGCCCAAGGAUGCUAUCAGGGCCAUGAAGAAGAGGCUGAACGGAAACAAGAACUACAGGGAGGUGAUGCUGGCACUGACCGUCCUGGAGACAUGUGUGAAGAACUGUGGGCAUCGUUUUCAUGCCCUCAUCACCAGCAGGGACUUCAUAGACGGUGUGCUUGUGAAAAUCAUCUCUCCCAAAAACAAUCCUCCCACUAUUGUGCAAGACAAAGUGCUCACCCUGAUCCAGGCGUGGGCUGAUGCGUUCAGGAGUAGUCCAGACCUGACGGGUGUGGUCCAGAUCUAUGAGGAGCUGAAGAGGAAGGGUAUAGAUUUCCCAAUGUCGGACCUGGAUGCCCUGUCUCCCAUCCACACUCCUCAGCAGCUGUUGACUGGCCCAGAGGAGAACCAAGCCACCGCCCCUCCCCUGGCCCAGCCUAUCCCCCAACCCCAACAGCAGCCUCCUCCCCAUGCUGUCUCCGCCCCAUCGUUUGCAUCGUCUGUUCCUCCCACCUACUCCGCCCCGCAGGUCCCCAACCUUGGCGCCUCUGGGUCUAUCAACCCUUCACCUGAACAGAUCUGCCGGUUGCGAAGUGAGCUGGACAUUGUGCGUGGCAACACAAAGGUGAUGUCAGAGAUGCUGACAGAGAUGGUUCCUGGACAGGAGGACCCCUCGGACCACAAGCUCCUGCAGGAGCUGAACCGGACAUGCCGGGCCAUGCAGCAGAGGAUAGUGGAGCUCAUCUCCUGUGUGUCUGACGAGGAGGUCACAGAGGAACUACUGCACGUCAACGACGACCUCAACAACAUCUUCCUACGCUACGACAGGUACGAGAGGUAUCGGUCAGGCAGAGCAUCUCAGGGUAUCAAUAAUGGGGUCCUCAGUGAGGCUACAGAGGACAACCUUAUAGACCUGGGCCCUGGUUCUCCUGCUGUCGUCAGCAACAUGGUCACUUCCACCGCCACGCCUCAGUACUUCACCGCCCCCACCGCACGUCCUUCCUCACCUGCCUCCCUCGCCUCUCGGCUGGCCGGCCUCGACGUGGAUGCCAGUGUGACCAGCACUCUGAGCUCUCUGCCCAGCUGUAAGCCUCAGGACGACUUUGACAUGUUCGCUCAGACCAGGACCGGAGCUCUGCCACUGACCACCGAGACACUCGUCACAGCUCCUCUAGAGGACCUUAAUGCUGUAGGUGGGAUUGAGCUGCCUCCUACUCUGGAAGUCAGGCAGCAGCCUGCAGGAGGGAUUCCCGUUGGCCAAUCCUCUGUCAUGGAUGACAUAGAGGAGUGGCUGUGUACUGACGUGCAAGGAGAGGAGGGCGAAGAGGGUGUGACCAGUGAAGAGUUUGACAAGUUUCUGGAGGAGCGGGCAAAGGCAGCAGAGAUGGUGCCCAGCCUCCCCUCACCCCCUAGUGGUGAUCCCGGUGCAACUACCGGUGCACCCAAGAAGAAGGCUGAAAGACCAGAGGACGCCCUGUUCACUUAGUACAGUGGUUUUCAAACCUCUCCUCGGGGACCCCCAGACAUUUCACAAUGUUGUAGCCCUGAACUAGCCCACUGAUUCACCUAGUCAAGGGCUUGAUGAUUUGUUGAGUCAGGUGUGCUAGCCAUGGAAUAGUUCAAACGCAUGGAAUGGCUGGGGGUCCCUGAGGAGAGGUUUGAAACCCCUCGCUUAGUAGACCUCUCUUAACCUUUUGACUUCUGACCUGACCAGCGCCUGGAGUCCCCAGACUGUUGUCUGUGACAAAUCCACUUUCUCAUCCUCCCACUCUGGAGCUGUCUACCAUCAGCUAAACGUCUGCUACCCAGUAACACAUAUUCAUGUUCUCAGGCAAUUUACUACACUGCGAAGGGAACCCCCACGCAUUGUAAUUAUUAUUUUUUGUUGUUGAAAGAAAGCAGCUUCAUUAGGAACAAGGUUGCAAUGUAUUCCCAUAAUCAACCGUCCCUAUCUAACAGUUGAUGGUUUGGGACUGUCUCCAGCUUCAGAAGGACUGUGGAGUAUCAACAGCCAUCUUUAUAAACCAGCAGCUCACUCUGUCCCGGGGCUGGUCUUCCUCUGAAGGGUAAUAUGAGACGUUCCCUACUUACAGUACUACCCAUAUUCUGCUCUGUUCUGACAGCAAGAAGCCAUCCCUAUCCAGUCGUCCCCUACUCUACUGCAUGUAUUAACAGAUCCAUCCACCCUUCAAUCCCUCCUCGGACUGAAAGGGAGUUAAAUGAAGUCCAGGGACAGUUAUUGUUAACCUUUUUUAUAGGUCAGAUGAGGGCAGGUAGUAUUGAAAUAUAUCAUGAGAUGUAUGAAUGGGGAAUAUUCUGGAUCAUUGUAUUGUUUUUACGAUGUGUUUAAUUCCAAGUCUAUUAUAUUGUCCAUUAUAGCCCCUGACUGGAUGUCUUACUUCAUCCAUUUAACUUUGUUUUUGAGUGUGUAGAUUUCUAGAAUAUUAGUUUGGAGAGAUUUAUUUUUGGGUUAUUCAUUUUCAUUUGAUGUUUUUUAGAGUAAGACAACAUUCAUUAAAUCAUUAAAUGCACUGCUAUGGUUGUUUAUUGAGGUGUUAUACAUUUUAUUUUAAUGAACAAAUAAGUAGUAUCUACCUGACAAUGAUUUUCUGUUCAUCCAUAUAUUGGGACAGGUACAAUGCUCCUGGGAAGCCAAAGACCAGAUGUUGUCGUGGAGCCCAAGCAUGAAUGCAUCACAUUCAUAGUGAAUAGAGUAGCUGAUAAUGCUGUAAGAGUCAGUCAGAAGUGAUAAUGUAUUAGUCAGUCUUAUGAGAACAAUAACUUUAGGUUUUAAAGUCUGUAAUGUGGUUUUCACUACAGAUAUGGAGGCAGACUGAAUAUUGUAUGUCUGGUGUUGAAUAAUAACUGAAUUAAUGGACUGAAGUUUUGUUUAGUGGAUGUUAAAAAAUAUAUAUAUAGAAGAGAUGGUUAUGAACACUAUGAAGGGGACAUUUGGUCUCUGAUUGGGGAGUCCAAUGUUAUAUUUUCACCUGAACUCUACCAUGUUCUUGUCUCUCGCUGGCUGUGCUGGCACAUCACUCAGAUGCUAGCUAGUUAGCUCAGUGGUCUCACCAGCUGAUCAGAAACAGUGUGACUGUGCUGAAAAGAGGGAUGGCCUGAGUGGGAGCCAGGCUCUCACCAUUUAGCGAAUGUGACAUUGAUGUUUUCAGAAACAACACUGCUAUACUGGUAAGAGCAAGAACAUGGAGUACUGAAAUCCAUCUUUAUUCUCUUUCUUGAUAGUACACGUGCCGUUUCAUACAAACACUUGACAGUCCUUCAUUACCUUAUUCUGCUGUUAUGUUAUUAUUAAAAGAUCUAGUUGAGUGAGUUGGUACGUUUAACAUAUCUGUAAUCAACGGCGAAUGUUGAAAUAUUGACAAGUGUAGGAAUAAUUUAUUUAGUAUUUUCUUCUGUUCUAUCAGUAUUUGAAAUAGUUUUAUUUUACAAGGCAGAAUGAAAUCAUGAACUGCUUUAUGAGACUGAUCAAGGUUUUUCAUGUGUGUUAAACAUGUUUUGUUGAUCGUUUAUGGACUUUUCCUACAUUUUUCCUACACAAUGAUUUAUGCUGAUUCAAUGUUAGAAAUUGUAUAAAUGUAUUCGGAUUAAUUUGCAACAACUUUAACGGUCACUAUUUAUGGCAAGUGUCCACUCGUUGGUUUGUAACUAAGAAAAUAACCCUAUUGAAUGUGUUUGUUUUUCCAUGGUUUGUUGAACAAGCAGUACAGUCAUGUUACUGUAUCUUCCCCUCAGAUAUAUAUAUAUAUAAAGACAAUCUCAUGGGACAGCCUAGCACAUGAUGAACCAACAUCAUAGGCGUCAGAAAAAUGACCUCGCUUCUGAAAGACACUUUAAAAGAAGUGUUGACAUUGCACAUUAUGAAAAGGUUUUCCGUCUCUUCUGUGAAUGGAAAUAUGGUGUGUGCAUGUAGAAGGGUUGCCCUGCUAUAAGCCUGUACAUCUCGUGUAUUGGAGGGGGAAGAAGUAUUGCUAUGUGUGCCAUCCAGUAUACAUAGUUUAAUAUAGCUUGAUAUUGAUCUAGCUUGCUCAGUGGAACUUUGAUUCUAUACUUUAUCUUGUAUAAUAAGGUGGUCACUUUGAAGCCUGCUCUUAGAAAGAACAAAUAAUGUUUAUAUGGUAAAAAAUAAAGGGUAUUUUAUAAGG